AUGGAGAGGUUAGAAUACAUACAUCGUUUGAGAAAAGAACAAUAUUUAUGUUUUAGAAAUCAAAAUCAUCAUUUCUUGCCAUGUACGACCGAAAUUGUUUCUUCAUCAGUCAUAAAGAUUGUAUUUAUAAUUAUAAAAAAAUUUGGAUUAAACUCCAAUACUAAAUAUAUUGCUCUCAACUUGUACGAUAAAUGUAUAAAAAAUCAAUUUCAAGAAAUUUAUAAAGAGAAUAGAAAUGAUAAAAAUUUUAUUCAAUGGAAACAUUUGCGCAACAAAAUAGUAAAUCUUUCUAAAAUAAGAUUAAUAUCUUGCAUCCAACUUGCAAGUAAACUAGAUUCUCACAGCAAUUUUUUGAGGGUAUCACAGGCAUGUUUGAUCAAUAUAAACUAA
This is a messenger RNA of Cotesia congregata, 390 nucleotides long. Lineage: Eukaryota; Metazoa; Arthropoda; Insecta; Hymenoptera; Braconidae. The record is from the annotation of a GenBank genome assembly.